Messenger RNA from Penicillium cataractarum, 2334 nucleotides. RefSeq lists its product as uncharacterized. The record is from RefSeq and is a predicted model, not a curated record. NCBI's taxonomy places the organism in Eukaryota, Fungi, Ascomycota, Eurotiomycetes, Eurotiales, Aspergillaceae. Gene Ontology annotation, biological process: transmembrane transport. The coding region runs from base 1 to 2334 and encodes 777 amino acids. The transcript is spliced from 20 exons. Gene Ontology annotation, molecular function: oligopeptide transmembrane transporter activity.
AUGUCUUCGAACAAUGAUAAGCGAGCAAUCGAUGAUAUACAACAGCUGCAUAACAUCGAGCUUUCACACCAAUGGGAUCCAAAUCUGCCCCAAGAUACGCUUGACGAAAUCAACGAGGCAGUCAAGACGGGCGAUCAUGAGAAAGCUGCCGAAAUAGACAAGUCCUUCGUGCAAGACUCUCAAUAUGAAUCGGUGCGAGCGGCAGUUCGAAACACUGACGGGGGAGAACCGGCGAACACAGUGCGCGCAUGGAUCUUGGGAAUGUUUUUCACGACCGUUGGAAGUGGUUUAAACAUGUUCUUGAGUAUGAGGAGUCCUGCUAUUUCUUUCCCCGCUAUAGUUGUUCAAUUGCUCGUCUAUCCGUUGGGCUGCCUUUGGGCUAGGUAUAUGCCUACUCGAGUAUUCAAUACGUUUGGGGUGCGUUGGACUUUGAAUACGGGCCCUUUCAACAUCAAGGAACAUACAGUGAUUACGAUCAUGGCAAAUGUCUCCAUUGGCUACGCAUACUGCACAGACGCACUACUCGCACUCAAAGCGAAGCCAUUGUACAACCGUGACGUCGGCUGGGGUUUCCAGCUUCUAUUCGCUCUAAGUAGCCAGGUCAUUGGAAUGUCGCUUGCUGGACUCGUCCGCCGAUUCUUGGUCUGGCCGGCUGCUAUGAUAUGGCCAGGUCAAUUCGCCAACACUGCACUGUUCUAUGCCCUUCAUGAUAAGAGUAGAUCGGACCCUGCACAGACAAAUGGCUGGAUAAUUUCCCGGUACCGAUACUUCAUGUAUGUCAUGGCCGGAGCGUUUGUCUGGUAUUGGAUACCUGGUGUCAUUUGGCAAGGACUUUCCGUUUUCGCCUUCAUUACCUGGAUCAAACCGAACAAUGUUAUUCUCAAUCAGCUCUUUGGAGGCUUUACUGGGCUGUCAUUGAUCCCUAUCACUUUUGAUUGGACAUACGUUUCCGCAUAUCUCCUUGAUCCUCUCCUCUCGCCUGUGCACGCCAUCAUGAACACUUUCAUUGGACUGGUCAUCUUUGUAUUGAUUACGACAAUUGGAAUUGCAUAUACUGGAGCCUUGUAUUCCGAAUAUCUCCCUAUCAAUACUUCCACAACUUACGACAAUACACAGAAUUCGUAUAACGUGAGCAAGAUUCUGGGUUCAGGCUUCACUUUCGACGAGGAGGCGUACAAGGCCUAUUCACCCAUGUUCCUCGCCCCGACUUUUGCCUUGAACUACGGACUUUCGUUUGCGGCUUUGACGGCUGUUAUUGUUCAUGUUAUUCUUUUCCAUCGAAAAGAGAUUUGGCAUCGAUUCAAGGCUGCUCAAGACCAAGAGCCAGAUAUUCACUUGAUGUUAAUGAAGAAAUAUAAAGAGGUGCCCGAGUGGUGGUACGCCGUCCUCUUUUUGGCUUCUAUGGCCCUGGGCUUAGGUGGUAUUCUGGGAUAUGAUUCUCAACUUCCGUGGUGGGCAUUCUUCGUCUCUCUCAUUGUCGCAGCUGUGUUCAUUGUCCCGACUUGUAUGCUUCUCGGCAUAACCAACAUCCAACUUUCCCUUAAUGUUCUAUCCCCGUUCUUGGCUGGCUUCAUGAUCCCCGGGAAGCCAAUCGGAGUUAUGGUCUUCAAAGUCUUUAGUACCAUCACAUUGGGACAAGCUCAAUAUUUCUGCGCAGAUCUCAAGAUUGCGCAUUACAUGAAGAUUCCGCCCCGUGUCACUUUCAUGUGCCAAAUUGUUGCGACCAUUUGGGCUAGCUUUGUUCAAAUUGCAGUCAUGAAUUGGACCUUGGGCAACAUCGAAGGUGUUUGCACAACCGAUCAAUCUGCUCACUUUACUUGCCCUAACGGAAGGACAUUCUUCUCUUCCAGUAUCGUGUGGGGUGUAAUUGGACCAAAUCGCAUGUUCGGCCCUGACGGGAUCUAUAAAUCAAUCCAGUAUUUCUGGUUGCUCGGAGCUCUCCUGCCUGUGGCAUUCUACAUCUUAAUGCGACUAUUCCCACGAUCAAAGGCUAGACUGCUCAAUGCGCCAGUCAUGCUUGGAGCUAUGGCAUGGUUACCUCCAGCCACGCCUUUGAGCUUCACGUCGUGGGUCAUGUUUGGACUCAUUUUUAAUUACUGGAUCCAUCGUCGCUGGGGUGGCUGGUGGAGGAAUUAUAACUACAUCACAGCUGCAGGACUUGACACCGGCCUGGUCCUGUCGACAAUUGUCAUAUUCUUCGCCAUAACCUUACCCGGAGUUUCUGCCCCGAACUGGUGGGGAAAUACUGCGCCUUUCGAGACCAUGGACUACCUCUACACUGCUGUUCGAAAGACAGUUGCUGAAGGAGAAAUCUUCGGGCCUUCCAAAUGGUAA